Molecule: messenger RNA, 3132 nt
Organism: Drosophila busckii
Lineage: Eukaryota; Metazoa; Arthropoda; Insecta; Diptera; Drosophilidae
Gene: unc-45
Product: protein unc-45 homolog B
Exons: 3
Coding region: 141-2975 (944 amino acids)
Molecular function (GO): Hsp90 protein binding
Source: RefSeq, a predicted model, not a curated record
GUGUUUCUCGUGCUCGUGCUUGAAACGCUUUGUCUCUGUGUGCGUGAUCGAGAAGUUUCUGCAGAAGGAAAAUUUGGCCAAACGGCAGUAUAAAAGCGCAUAACAUACAAGAUCUUUUUUAUACAGAAAAUUGUGUAAUCAUGACAACAGACGAUGCCGCCGCUGCUGCUAUAAGCCAUAAGGACAAGGGAAAUGAAGCAUUUAAGGCGGGUAAAUGGUCCGAGGCUGUAAAGGAAUAUAGCGCUGCCAUUAAAAUUGGCGGCAAGCAUAAGGAACUGCCCGUGUUUUAUAAAAAUCGUGCUGCAGCCUAUUUGAAAUUAGAGCAAUACUCGGAAGCUGUAGAGGACUGCAUAGAAUCUUUGCGACUGGCGCCUAAUGACCCGAAGGCAUUGUUUCGACGAGCACAAGCUUAUGAGGCGUUAAGCAAACCUGAAGAAGCUUACAAGGAUGCUACUGCGCUGUUCAAGGCAGAUCCCAGUAAUAAAUCUGUGCAGCCCAUGCUUCAGCGCUUGCAUCUUAUCGUGCAAGAAAAUGCAGCACGCAAUGCCAAGACUUCUACAAAAGUCAAGCAAAUGAUGGAGUUAGCUUUUGAUUUUGGUGCACCCAUUGAUAAGCGUCGUUCGGCAGCCAACAAUUUGGUGGUACUCUCUAAGGAAUCCACAGGUGCUGAGCUGUUGUUUAAGGAGCAGUGUGUGCCUAAGAUUUCUGGGCUUGCCAAAGUCGAAAAGGAUGCCGAAAUCUAUGUAAACAUGGUACGUGUGGUAGCGGGACUAUGCGAUAACAACGUGGAGCGUACGAAGGCCAUUCUCACCGAACUGGGCAUACCCUGGUUUAUGCGUGUGUUGGAUCAAAAGCACGAAGAUUGCGUCAGCACAGCGCAGUUUUGCCUGCAAGCUAUAAUAAACUCGUUGUCGGGAUUGAAAAACAAACCAGAUGCCAAACCUAACAAGGAACUCUGCGAGCGCAAUAAGAGAGAGAUCGAUACGCUUUUAACCUGCCUGGUUUAUAGCAUAACGGAUCGCACUAUUUCUGGCAAGGCACGUGAUGCCAUUAUUGAGCUGCUUACGAGAAAUGUACAUUACUCAACGCUCGAUUGGGCUGAGCGUUUGGUUGAGAUACGCGGCCUGUGCCGCUUACUGGAGGUCUGCUCCGAGCUGCAGGACUACAAGUAUGAAAGUGCCAUGAACAUUACAGCCUCCUCCGGCACCAUUGCCUCGGUCUGCUUGGCACGCAUUUAUGAAAACAUGUACUAUGAUGAGGCGAGAUUACGUUUUACGGAUCAGAUUGAUGAGUUUGUGAAGGACAAGCUACUCUCUCCCGAUAUGGAGUCCAAAGUGCGCGUAGCUGUGGCCAUAACAGCACUGCUCAAUGGUCCACUCGAUGUGGGUAAUCAAAUUGUGGCCAGAGAAGGUAUACUGCAAAUGAUAUUGGCCAUGGCCACCACAGACGACUUGUUGCAGCAGCGUGUUGCAUGCGAGUGUCUAAUAGCGGCCUCCUCCAAAAAAGAUAAGGCCAAGGCACUUUGCGAGCAGGGCGUGCAAAUACUCAAGCAGCUGUAUCACUCUAAAGAUGAUGCCAUACGCGUGCGCGCUUUGGUGGGCUUAUGCAAGCUGGGCAGCUAUGGUGGUCAAGAUGCAGCGAUCAGACCAUUUGGCGAUGGCGCUGCCUUAAAGCUUGCCGAGGCUUGCAGACGCUUUCUUAUAAAGCCUGGCAAGGACAAGGACAUACGUCGCUGGGCUGCUGAUGGGUUAGCUUAUCUAACUUUGGAUGCCGAGUGCAAGGAAAAACUAAUUGAGGACAAGGCCAGCAUACAUGCAUUAAUGGACUUGGCACGCGCUGGCGAUCAGUCGUGUUUAUACGGUGUCGUCACUACUUUUGUGAAUCUAUGCAAUGCCUAUGAAAAGCAGGAGCUAGUGCCCGAAAUGGUAGAGCUGGCCAAAUUCGCCAAGCAUCAUAUACCCGAAGAGCAUGAGCUUGACGAUCCGGAUUUUGUUAACAAACGUGUCACUGUGUUGGCCAAUGAGGGCAUAACCACGGCGCUUUGUGCGUUAGCCAAAACGGAGAGUCACAAUAGCCAGGAGUUGAUAGCGCGCGUAUUAAACGCUGUUUGUGGUUUGCAGGAGCUGCGCGGAAAGGUAGUGCAGGAUGGUGGUGUUAAGGCUUUGCUGCGUCUAGCACUUGAAGGCACUGAAAAGGGCAAGCGUCAUGCUAGUCAAGCUUUGGCGCGCAUUGGUAUUACUAUCAACCCAGAGGUGGCAUUCUCUGGACAACGCUCACUGGAUGUCAUUCGACCACUCUUGAAUUUGCUUUUGCAAGACUGCACGGCUUUGGAGAACUUUGAGUCCCUCAUGGCAUUGACCAACUUGGCCAGCAUGAAUGAGAAUGUGCGUCAGCGCAUUAUCAAGGAACAAGGUGUAUCCAAAAUUGAAUUCUAUCUUAUGGAGGAUCAUUUGUAUUUAACACGAGCAGCUGCGCAAUGUCUUUGCAAUCUGGUCAUGUCACCGGAUGUCGUCAAAAUGUUUGAGGGUGAAAACGAUCGUCUUAAAUUUAUAGCCUUGCUAUGCGAGGAUGAGGAUGAAGAAACGGCCAUGGCCUGCGCUGGCGCCCUAGCCAUGUUAACCUCUGUUUCUGCCAAAUGCUGUGCCAAAGUCUUAGACAUUGCCAGCUGGUUAACUGUACUACACACGCUAAUAGCAAAUCCUAGUCCAUCGGUACAGCAUCGCGGCAUUGUUGUCAUACUUAACAUGAUCAAUGCUGGCACGGAGAUUGCCCAAAAGCUAUUUGCUACAGACAUAAUGGAGCUGCUAAGUGGCCUCAGUCAGUUGCCUGAUGAUGAUCGCGCCAAGGCGCGUGAAGUGGCGCUACAAUGCCUAGCUUCAGCUGAGAAACAUCGCAUUAUUGAAAGAUCAGAUGAUGCAGAGAUACCUGAUGUAUUUGCCGAAAGCGCCAAGAUUACCGAAAUUGUGGACGAUUAAGUAAGUUUGCUUAGAGCGCUGUCUUUUUAUAUUUAUUUAGGUCUCAACUACGUAUCUUUAUAUGCAAUAUGUUUUUGAACAACGCGUCUUGGACCAACAAUCUUAUUUAUUUCUAUCAAGUUUUUUUUACUUAAGCAAAUUGUUUCAACAAUUAAUA